Molecule: messenger RNA, 1316 nt
Organism: Pseudopipra pipra
Lineage: Eukaryota; Metazoa; Chordata; Aves; Passeriformes; Pipridae
Product: aryl-hydrocarbon-interacting protein-like 1
Exons: 7
Coding region: 222-1316 (364 amino acids)
Molecular function (GO): peptidyl-prolyl cis-trans isomerase activity; protein binding
Source: RefSeq, a predicted model, not a curated record
ACACCCCUCUCACAACCCAAAGGGCAAGGGAAAGGGAGAAGGCUUCCAAGCACUGUCCCCUGCACAGAAAGGAAAAGAUCAGCAGCAGCCCUGGGAGAUGACAGCUGUGUCCAGAUAGCCAAGAGAGAUAAGCCUGAGGAAGACGUGGAGCUCAAGAAGGGCGAGAGCGUGCUCGCGUGCACGUGCCUGUGAGCUGCUCCUGGGGGCUGGCAGGAGCAGCCAUGGAGGAAACCUACCUUCUGAACGUGGAAGGGGUCAAAAAGAAGAUUCUGCAUGGAGGCCAUGGGGAGCUGCCAAAGUUGCAGGAUGGGAGCAAGUUCACCUUCCACUUCCAGACGCUGAAGGACAACUUUGAGCGGACGGUGAUCGAUGACAGCCGGGAAGCUGGAAUGCCCAUGGAGAUCAUCGUGGGCAAGAUGUUCAAGCUGGAGAUAUGGGAGACGCUGCUCAGCUCCAUGAGAAUUGGGGAGGUGGCAGAGUUCUGGUGCGACAUCAUUCACACAGGCAUGUAUGCCCUGGUCUCCAGGGGCAUGCGGAGGAUCACAGAGGGACGGGACCCCCUGGAAGGGCAGAAGCACCGCUGUGGCAUGGGCAACAUGUUUGACUACCACAGCACGGGCUAUGCUGACCUGGACGAGCUGCAGCGGACGCCGCAGCCCCUCAUCUUCAUCAUGGAGCUGUUCCGGGUGGAGGAGCCCUCAGCAUACAAGCGUGACACCUGGGCCAUGAACAAGGAGGAGAAGCUGGCAGCAGUGCCUGUGCUGCACAGCGAGGGCAAUCGCCUCGUCCUCCGCAGGGAGUUCGCGCAGGCAGCCGCCAAGUACCAGGAGGCUGUGAUCUGCCUGAGGAACCUCCAGGCCAAGGAGAAGCCAUGGGAGGAUGACUGGCUGAAGCUGGAGAGCCUGGUCACACCCCUGGUGCUCAACUACUGCCAGUGCCAGCUGGAGCUCGGCGAGUACUAUGAGGUGCUGGAGCACACAACGGAGCUUCUCCAGAAGCACAAUGACAAUGCCAAGGCCUAUUUCAAGCGGGCAAAGGCUCAUGCUGCAGUCUGGAACGAGCGGGAGGCACGGGAGGACUUUAUGCGCGUGGCUCACCUUGACCCCUCCAUGGCGGCCGCCGUGAAGAAGGAGCUGAAGCAGCUGGGGGAGAGGAUGAGGAAGAAGCACGUGGAGGAUCGGAAGCGCUACCAGGGGCUCUUCCAGUCGCCCCAGGGUCGGCGGGCCAGCAAGGGGAAGGAGAGCAGGGAGCAUGCCCAAAGCCAGCCUAACACCAACACCACUGCUACUGCCCUCCUGCUGCUCACCCGGCUGUGA